This is a messenger RNA of Leptonychotes weddellii (Weddell seal), 2546 nucleotides long. NCBI's taxonomy places the organism in Eukaryota, Metazoa, Chordata, Mammalia, Carnivora, Phocidae. The record is from RefSeq and is a predicted model, not a curated record.
UUAGUUCCUGGAAUUGCUCACGUGUUAAGGCUGUUCCAAAUUUCACUUGCCCCAGCCAUGUACAAAAAGGUCCUGUUUCCCACACUCUUGUGGACAACGUUCAGCGUGUACUUCACCUUAAACAGCGACAGGCUGCAGGCAUACCUCUGCAACAAGUCUUUCCUGCUCAGCAUGGGGCAUUUGAGAUGUGUUGAGGUGCAUUUCUCUCUCAUUUCCCUUGACUCAUCCUUCUCAUCUCUAACCCUUGGCUUUCAUCCUGCAGGUUUCAGCUGAAACACUGUGGCCUCCUGGAAGACCUUGAGGAUUGCUCUCACCCCAGUGGGAGAUCAGCUCAGUGCCUUCUCUGUUCUCUGUCUUCCCACCAAAUCCUCUUUCCUGCGUUAGAGCACAUUUUCCAGGAAGGCGAUUGGAUCUGUGUCUGACUGCCUCCUCCAUCUGACAGCAUGGAUCCGCAGCCCCCUCCACCCGCCCAGGGCAGCCCACCUCACCGUGGCCGGGGCCGGGGCCGUGGCCGAGGCCGUGGUAGGGGCCGGGGCCGUGGCAGGGGGGGCGCUGGAGCCCCUCGGGCGCCCCUGCCCUGCCCGACCUGUGGCCGCCUCUUCCGCUUCCCCUACUACCUGUCCCGGCACCGGCUGAGCCACUCAGGCCUCCGACCCCACGCCUGCCCCCUGUGCCCCAAGGCCUUCCGCCGGCCCGCCCACCUCUCCCGCCACCUGCGAGGCCACGGGCCCCAACCCCCACUGCGCUGCGCGGCCUGCCCCCGCACCUUCCCGGAGCCCGCGCAGCUCCGGCGCCACCUGGCCCAGGAGCACGCAGGCGGCGAGGUCGAGCUGGCCAUCGAGAGGGCGGCCAAGGAGGCAGCAGAGUCCAGCUGGGGCUCCCAGGACGCCAGUGCGGAGCAGCAGCCCACCACCGCCGCAGCUGGGGCCGCUGAGGAGGAGGCCGCGUGGCCCGAGACGUGGCCGGCGGCGGAGCCGGCCACGCUGGCGGCCCCCGCGAGCGCCGAACCCCGGGAGUCGGAGGAGGAGGAGGCCGAGGCAGGGGCGGCGGAGCUGAGGGCGGAGUUGGCCCUGGCGGCCGGAAGGCAGGAGGAGAAGCAGGUCCUGCUCCAGGCCGACUGGACGCUCCUGUGCCUCCGCUGUCGUGAAGCCUUCGCCACCAAGGGCGAGCUCAAAGCGCACCCUUGUCUGCGCCCCGAGGGAGAACAGGAGGGUGAAGGGGGCCCCCCGCCCCGCCCCAAGCGCCACCAGUGCUCCAUCUGCCUCAAGGCCUUCGCCAGGCCCUGGUCGCUGUCCCGCCACCGGCUGGUCCACUCCACCGACCGCCCCUUCGUGUGCCCAGACUGCGGCCUGGCCUUCCGCCUCGCCUCCUACCUCCGUCAGCACCGGCGCGUGCACGGCGCGCUCAGCCUCCUGGCCCCGCUGCCCCCGGCGGGCAGGAAGGACGACAAGGCCUCGGGUGGACGGAACUCAGGGAAGGGGCCCGAGGGCGGCGAAGGGGCAGAGUGCGGGAGCGCCCCCGAGGGGGGAGAAGGCGGGCAGAACGGAGGGGACGCCACCCCGGCCCGGCCCCCCGCGGGGGAGCCGCGCUUCUGGUGCCCCGAGUGCGGCAAAGGUUUCCGGCGCCGCGCGCACCUGCGGCAGCACGGGGUGACCCACUCGGGGGCGCGCCCCUUCCAGUGCGUGCGCUGCCAGAGGGAGUUCAAGCGGCUGGCCGACCUGGCCCGCCACGCGCAGGUGCACGCAGGGGGCCCGGCCCCGCACCCGUGUCCGCGCUGCCCGCGCCGCUUCUCGCGCGCCUACAGUCUCCUGCGUCACCAGCGCUGCCACCGAGCUGAGCUGGAGAGGGCAGCCGCGCUGCAGGCGCUCCAGGCCCAGGCCCCGCCGUCGCCCCCGCCGCCCCCGCCGCCCCCGCCAGCUGGGCAGGAGGAGGAAGGGCUCCCGCUGCCCAUUGCACACAUCAAGGAAGAGCCACCCUCCCCGGGGACCCCACCCCAGUCGCCGCCGCCGGCUCCCCCUGUCUUCCUCAGCGCCUCCUGUUUCGACAGCCAAGACCAUUCAGCCUUCGAGAUGGAGGAAGAAGAGAUUGACAGCAAGGCCCACCUGCGCGGAUUGGGAGGCCUGGCCUCCUGACCUUCACACCCACUCUUGGCCCCUCCAUUUGGCUCCCGGUUUGCAAUAUGGAGGAGGGAAGUCGAAGGAGAGGUGCCUCCUGUCUACCCACCCUUCCCCUUCCAGCCCUCAACACUAAGGAGGGGGGGCCCUGGACCACCCCUCCCUCCCCAUCGCCCACCCCCAGGACCCCUGACUGGCUAGGAACUGCUUGCCCCCGUAGGCCUCUGAAGGCAGGACGACUUGGAAAAGGAGGCGGAAUAUAUUGGCCAGAGAGAUGGAGACUGGGGGGGAUCCCCUGCCUGGCUGUCUCCCAUUAUACACACUGGACACCAUCACCUCUUUGGAACUGCCAGACCCUUGGGGUCCCCAGUGAGCAAAGGUCCAUCCCUGUCCUUUUGUCUGUCUGUGAAUAAAUGUGAGUUCGUGAAACAG